This is a messenger RNA of Tilletiaria anomala UBC 951, 2619 nucleotides long. Its product is annotated as zincin. The coding region runs from base 207 to 2507 and encodes 766 amino acids. The record is from RefSeq and is a predicted model, not a curated record. Gene Ontology annotation, biological process: peptide metabolic process. The transcript has 4 exons. Gene Ontology annotation, cellular component: mitochondrion. Gene Ontology annotation, molecular function: metalloendopeptidase activity. Lineage: Eukaryota; Fungi; Basidiomycota; Exobasidiomycetes; Georgefischeriales; Tilletiariaceae.
GUUCGGACGGUCGUCAAGUUCAAUAUUCAGCGCUUCAGAAGCCACCAGGAUCUAGUUCUCAAAGGCAUUCAUUAGCAGCCUCAGUCUUCACGCCUCAGCUUUAUAAAUGAUCUUUCCCAAUCUAACGGCCAAGGUCAACCAAAUCCCAGUCAACCUUUCAGCUUUUUGCAAGAGGCGGAGGCGUGGUGAACGUAAGACGGUACGAAAUGUGCCUUCUCACUGCCUGCAAGCUGGCCCGACCGCUUCUGUCGAAGCGCUUGGCACUCAGAGGCAUCCUGCUGCAGGCUGACAUUGAGGUCUCAACCAAGCGGAUCUUUCAUGCGACUGCUCUCAACAGCCGACAUUCGAGCAAUGAUCUAUCACAUUCCUUCCGUGAUCUGCGAGAGGUGAUCGACAAUUUUGGAGCGUCCUGCAAGGCAGCUUCUGGUUCCUCAACUGGGCUCUUUGGGGAGACAACUUUGAAGCACCCUCGAGACUUCCUAACGAUCGCAAGGAAGUCGCAAGAACGAGCUUCCGUCCUGGUACGAAGAAUUACAGAAGCACCCCGCCGUGGCCCAAGGGAAAUGGCUGCUGUAGUUCGUAACAUCGACAGGUUGUCAGAUAUGCUGUGCAAGGUUAUCGACAUGGCAGAAUUUGUGCGAACUGCUCAUCCAGAUCCUGACUGGUCGUCUGCAGCAGAGCAAGCGCAUCAGUACCUCUGCAAUUAUAUGAACGUGCUCAAUACCAGCACUGGCAUGUAUCAAACGCUUGCCGCGGCGAUUCGCGCCCCUGAGGUGAAGUCUCUGCUCUCGCCAGAAGGCCUCCAUGUAGCCCACAUCUUCCUCCAGGACUUCGAAAAGUCUGCCAUUCACCUGCCGGAGCAUGAUCGACAGCGUUUUGUUUCUCUAAGCGACUCUGUCCUCUCCCUCAGUACUGCUUUUUCUCAAAACUUGCAAGCAGGGGAGGGACGGCCGCCAGCGAGGUUCCAGCCUUCCUGGCUAGCUAGUCUUCCGGAACCGAUCCUGCAGGGGAUCAUGGACGAGUCCCUCUGCUUCGAUGGAAUCAUUGAGCUGCGCGCAGAUAGCCCGUAUCUGAUGCAGAUCAUUCGGAACUCAACCAAUGCAUCAGCGCGCGAGGCCGCGUAUCGCUCAGCGUUCGCGAGCGGGAAACCUCAGAAAGCAUUAUUGGAAGCCUUGCUUGAGCGCAGGGCUCAACUGGCGAAGCUAAGUGGCUAUGAAUCCUUUGCUCACAUGGUGCUAAAAGAUAAGAUGGCGCGAGAUCCGGGCAACGUCAUUCGAUUUCUUCAUUCACAACUGUCUUUGAUCUGCGGCAACGUUGAGAAGGAGGUUCAAUUAUUGCUCUCACAGCAACGUCCACAGCUCGGGAGCGCGCGUUUGCGAGCGUGGGACAGAGAAUUUCUUGCUAAUCGCCACAUAGAUCAUUUCAGCCCACCGACGACACCUCUAUCCCAAUUCUUCAGUGUGGGCACAGUUUUCAGUGGUAUCAGCCGACUGUUUUCGCAUCUCUUCGGAAUGCACCUCCAGCUGGUGCCUUCCGCUGCAGGUGAAGUCUGGUGCAAGGAUGUUCUGAAACUGGAGGUCAUCGACGAGGAUGCAGGCGGCCCAGUAGGCGUGAUAUACGCUGAUCUCUGGAGUCGUGCUGGAAAACCGAGUGGUGCAGCACAUUUUACUGUGCGCUGCUCACGUCGGGUAGAUCUCGAUGAGGAGCAAGAUGAUAUCGACAGCGUCUUUUCUGGGGGAGACCUCCCCACGCUGUCGGACUCACCCUUCACUGGUCAGCCACAGUGUACGAAUGACCGCGAAGGGCUGUACCAGCAGCCAAUUGUGGCGCUGUUAUGUGACUUUCGCCGACCUUCAGCAGGUAACUCUCCCUCUUUCUUGCAAUGGCCUGAAAUCGAGACAUUAUUUCACGAGAUGGGCCACGCUCUACAUUCGAUGGUGGGACGUACCGAAUUCCAGAAUGUAUCUGGUACUCGGUGUGCCACAGACUUUGUCGAAGUUCCUUCAAUACUCAUGGAGCACUUUCUUACCGACCCGAGUGUGCUGCCCUUAUUUGCGCGGCAUUACUCAACGGAUCAGCCACUACCUUAUGAGCAUCUUCAAAAGCACCUCCACUCGGCAUCGCAAUUCAAGCAUCUCGAGAGAUACGACGAGCUUUUGCUAUCAUUGCUUGACCAGAGGCUCCAUUUGCGAUCCCCGGAGGAUAGCAGAUUCGACAGCACGUCAACUUUUGAGCAAGCCCAGGAAGAGGCUGCACUACUCACGCCCGUACAAAAUUUGGACUGGCAAGGCCGCUUUGCCCAUCUUGUUUCGUAUCCAGCAUCGUACUACUCAUACCCACUGGACAGGGCCAUAGCUUCAGCACUUUGGGAACAACUGUUCAGACCAGAUGCCCUUUCAAGGCGGCAGGGUCAACUCUACAAAGAAUCGGUCCUGGCGCCGGGUGGAGGUAAAGAUGCUCGUUCCCUAAUUCAAAGCGUCCUCCCCACUUGGAAUGACCUACAGUGAUGCACAGAGCGACGAUGGCCUUUGCGCGUGAGUUUUGUUGCCUUGCUUCAUCCAGCUUCAGCGUUUAGCAUGUAUCUUUAAGGAGCCAUGUCACACAAUAAGAACCUCUGCC